Messenger RNA from Suillus discolor, 1017 nucleotides. RefSeq lists its product as uncharacterized. Lineage: Eukaryota; Fungi; Basidiomycota; Agaricomycetes; Boletales; Suillaceae. The record is from RefSeq and is a predicted model, not a curated record. The coding region runs from base 1 to 1017 and encodes 338 amino acids. The transcript has 3 exons.
AUGGCCUCCUUCUAUCCCAAUGAGCUCGCGUGGAUGAAUACAUUCCGGCAAGUGCUCCAGGACUAUGGUAUUAUACUCAAUGCUUCUAUGGUUGGCUCGACCGGAUGUACGACAGACGGACAUAUUUUGUCUACCAACGGACAGUUUGUGCUGAUGAUAAUUGAGGGGAAGAACGAGAUUGGAAGUGGCACUGCCGAACCGUUCAUGGAGGCGAUGUUGUACUACCGCAAGUUUAUGGAAGACUCGAAGAUUGAGAUGGCGAGGCUCCGGUCUUUCAUUCCAUGCAUCCAUAUCAUUGUCUUCGGGGCAUGCAUCGGCUUUUCAGGCUCUGUUUUCACUGAAAAAGUCCAGUCCGAUGUCCUGGUCCCUAUCAUUCCUCUGUUUUGGCAUUCAACAGACCUCCACAUGCAAGUGAUGGCAGCUCGUACUUUCGGGGCUCUCAAAAUUGCCGUCGAGAAACUUACCAAACUAUACUCCCAUCCAAUCCCGUCCCUCGAACCCGAAGAUCCAUAUCUUAAAUGUCCUUACCCUCGGAGUUAUACCAAUUCCAUCCGGUUUCAUUCAGGAAUUCUCAAUCUGGUGGUUAUGGAUGCCCUUGAUAUUGAUAAUGAUUGCUUUCCGCAACGACCUGGCUCAUAUCGACUGCUCAGUGAGAUAAGUGUUUUGGACCGUCAGCCGCUGAAGGAGACCAUCACCUCUCUCAUCCGGGAGUUACACAAUCACAAUGAUGGCUACGUUCAUGGCAACCUUCAAGAUACCAAUUUUGUUGUGCGGGACGACAAACACUUCAUGCUGCUCAAUUUCGAUUGGGCCAGACCGAUCCAGAAGACACAUUAUCCUAUGUAUGUCAAUCGGAAGGAUAUUCAAUGGCCUGACGGUGCGUGGGAUGGGCAGAAGAUUGUGGCUGAGCAUGACUUGGAUAUGCUGAAUUAUCUAUUUCAUCCUGAGCAAGAUGUUCGGGAGCCAGCUGCAAAGCACCGCUGUAUAUUUAGUGAAGGGUCACUGAUGGUCAUUUGA